AUGAAUAAAACAAUUCUUAACACUCCACAACCACCAGUAUCUGAUUAUUUAGAAUGGGUUACAUAUUCAAUAUUAGUUCAUGAAGUUGAUGAAAAAUUUGAAGGAAUAAGAGAGAAAUUAAAACAGUCAUUAGCUGAGUCAUAUGGAACAAUUGAAGGAGUAGAAGAGAAGAAUUUUAAAAGUAUGUGUGUGUCUAAUGCCAUUCAUAUUUUAACACAAAGUAAUUAUAAAAAUGAAGUAAUAAAAUAUUCACAACGAUGUGAUUGGCCAUUAUUACAUUUAUAUAUUAUAUCAAAUAAUGAUAAUGAUGGAUUAAAAAAAAUUAGAACAAUUAUAAGAGAUUGUACAAUUAAACAAAUUCAAAUUAUUGUUAUUGCAAUUGGAGGAGAAUUAAGAAAUAAUAAAAGAUUUAAUAAUGAAUCAGCUGAAGUAAAAUCUUUUUAUUUACAACCACAACUACCUGAUUGUGAUGUACAAAUUAAAGAAUUAUUAAGUGUUAUAGCUAAAUCAGUAGUAAAUAAUUAUGAAGUUUAUUUAAAAGAAUAUGAAGAAGAAAUUAAUAUUAAACCAAAUAAUAAAUACCUUGAAGAAGCUAAAAGAUUUGCAUCAUUAUGUUUUGAAGCAUCUAUUCUUUCACAAAAAGUUGGAGAUUAUACUAAAGCAGUUCAUUUUAUUAAAAUGGGACUUGGUCAAUUAGAUGUUUCAGGAACAAGUGUUGAUGAAGAUAUUAAAAUAUUAAAAAAUAAUGUUGUUAAUUUAAAAGAAAUUAAUUUUAAAAGAGAAUUAGAAUUAAUUACACCACAAAGUGUAUAUACAGCAUAUAAUAGAUUAGAAGCAUUUAUUUUUAUGAUUUAUAGAAUGAUUGAUUUAUAUUCUAAUCAAAAAAAUUAUUCAUCACUUUGUAUAAGAUUUAAUCAAGUACUUGGAAUGAUGGAAAAAUAUUUAGAAAGAAUAAAUCAAAAUGGAAUUACAUUACCAUUUUUAUAUAAAGAAUUAUUUAUUAUUGAUAGUUGUAAUUGUUUUUUAGAAAGUAAUAUACAAUCAUUAAGUCAUUUUAAAUCAACAGAUAUUAUUUUUAUUUAUAUGUAUAAAAUGUUUACUAUUAAACACAUCGGUGAAACUUGUUUUACUUUUGAUUGUUCUCCUGAUUUUAUUCAUUUUGAUAUGGAUUUUGUUCAUAAAGCACCUCCAUUACCUGAACAAGUAAAAUUACCAAAUUGUAAGAAUUCUAUUUUACCUGAUAUUAUUAAAAAAAAAGAAAUAUUUGAUAGAGAAUUUGAAUUGAUUUUAAAACAAUGUAUUGAAUUAACUCCAGAAAAUUAUAAUAGAAAUGGAACUAAUUUUCUUUUUAAAAAAUUACUUGGAUUAUUAUAUUUUGAAUUAAAUAGAAGAGAUGAAGCAAAAGAAUUAUUUAAAGAAAUUAUAUUAUCAAAUACUGCAGAUGAUAUUACUAAAUGUUUUUGUUGUAUUCCUGCAUUACAAUGUAAUUGUGAUAAUACUUUACUUUAUGCAAUAUAUAUAUUUUUAUUAACUUAUCAUAGAGAAGAUAUUACUACAGUUUAUAAAAAUGUAUUUAAACAAAAUAAUGAUAUAUUAAAAGUUAUUCAACAAUCUACUAUUUAUUUACAUUUAAAUGAACUUCUUUCGAAUUGUAAAGAAAAUAUAAAUCUUUGUAUUCCAGAAUUUAUUCAUUUCUUUUCAAUUAAUGUUACACAAGGACAUGUACAAUUUUCAUUUGAAAGUAAGUUUAAAGAAGAAUUAAAAGAUGUUAAAAUUGAAUUAUUAUAUAAAAAUAAAAUAGGAGAUUCUUCUUCAAAUAUAAAUAAUGUAACAAUAAAUCCACAUGACAUUAUUAGAUUAGAUUUUGAUUUAAAUCUUGUUGGAUUAAUUACUUUAAAUCAAAUGAAUAUUUAUUUAAGUGAUUAUUUAUCAAUAACUAUUCCUAUUAAUCAACAAGUAAUGGUUAGAACAAGUAAACCUCAAUUUACUUUUGCUUUACAACCACCAACAUUUAUUCCUUUAUUUUUAGAAGAUUGUAAUCAAUCAGUUGUGAUGACAAUUAAUAUCAUAGAACCAGUUGAUUAUAUUGCAAUAGAUAUUGACUGUCAAUGUUAUAAUAGAAAAGACAUUAUUAUAAAAGGAGCAGAAUAUGAAGAUUCACAAAAUAUUUUUAUUCUACGUUCAUUUAAAGAUAAGAAAAUUAUUAUUGAAUGUCCAUUAAAAAAUAUUAUUGAAGAAGGUAAUUAUGAAUUUAGUGUUAUAGCAACAGCACCUUUAUAUAUUCAUCGACAAAAAGUAAGUAUUCCUGCAUUCCCAUUAAUUAAUAAAAUUCAAGAAGGAGUUCCAGUAAUGAGAAAUGGAAGAUUAUUAAUAUCACUUCCUAUAUUAAAUAUUUGUCCAUAUUCAUUGUUGCUUCAUUCAAUAUCAUUUGAUAAAACAAAUUAUUUAAUAACUAUUGAUGAAAUGUUACCAGUAGGAAAAGAAAUAAAUUAUACAAUUGAUGUUACAGGAUUAGAAAAAACAACAAAAUUAGAUUUAUUAAUUCAAUUUAAAAAUGGAGUGUUAAGACUUCCAUUUACAAUUUGUUAUUCACCUCCAAGUUAUAAUGUUAAAAUUGAAGUACCAAAAAUUGUAAGAUGUUUAAAACCAUUUUUAUUAACAGCAGUAAUUCAGUCAAAUAGAAAAGAAGAUGAGUUAAUUAUUAUAAAAAUAGAUAAAUCACCAAAUAUCAUUAUUAGUGGAUUUGAAAAACAACAUGUUAUUAUUAAAGCUGGUGAAACUAUUACUUCUCAAUAUGAAUGUAUUGCAAUGGACUGUGGUUCUUUAUUAUUGCCUAAUAUUAUUUUAUCAUCAGAAAGAAGUUUAAUGCAUGUUUCUUAUGAAAAAGAUAUUUCUUCUUUAAUUGUUCUUCCAUUACAAUCAAACUUUUAUUCAUUUGCUUCUUUUAAAUGA
Entamoeba nuttalli P19 is the source of this 2952-nucleotide messenger RNA. RefSeq lists its product as hypothetical. The record is from RefSeq and is a predicted model, not a curated record. Lineage: Eukaryota; Evosea; Mastigamoebida; Endamoebidae. The coding region runs from base 1 to 2952 and encodes 983 amino acids. The transcript has a single exon.